GGCCAAUGAAGACAGUUAUGGAAGUAUGGAUGUACUAUAGCUUAGAUGCCUGGCAUGCCGAUCAGAGAAACCUCCGAGCCAAUGCCGCAGCCCUGCACCGCGCUCUUUGCUCUGUAUCGUUGUAUCUUCGGCGAGCCGUUGGUUCGUUCACCCUGAACCCCCGUCGUCGGGCGCUUGGGGCGCGCCACCACCCGUUGCCUCGCUUACAAGGAAGAAUGGCAAGGGAAAGGGAGAGAAAAGAGGCCGGGUUGUGUGGCUGUCCAAUCUACGCCGCCUCGCCCCCUUCUUCGCCCUCGCACUCGUCCCCCACCAUAUGUCCGGAUACGAUUCCGCCCGCACAGCCCACACACACACACACAAGGGACAGAUGUAUGCCUCUCUUCGUUCGCCGUGCAUCGGAGAUACAAAAACACAUGCUAGGAUCGGGCCGUUUGCGUGGUGGAUACGCACACGCAAGAGAAAGACAGAAGAAGCUGUCUAGAACGGGUGUGCGUGAGGGUGGAUACCAGGACAUGCGCGCGUGCGUGGGUAGUGAUGCAGUGCAUGUGCGGCUCCGUAGACCGAGACAUGCACGAUGACAGGAAGGCAAGCCGAACGACUCCUUGGACGUGGAAAAUGGGGGAGUUUUCCUUUGUUCGAAUUGUUACG
This is a messenger RNA of Bipolaris sorokiniana ND90Pr, 648 nucleotides long. RefSeq lists its product as uncharacterized. The record is from RefSeq and is a predicted model, not a curated record. Bases 6 to 578 code for a protein of 190 amino acids. The transcript has a single exon. Lineage: Eukaryota; Fungi; Ascomycota; Dothideomycetes; Pleosporales; Pleosporaceae.